AUGAGCUCCCUCCGCAUCGCCAGAGCCGCCCUCCGCGCGAGGCCCACCGCCAUUGCCCGCCCCUUCCAGCGCAGAGGAUACGCCGAGGUCGCCUCAGACAAGAUCAAGCUCACUCUGGCCCUUCCGCAUCAGUCCAUCUACAAGUCACAGGAUGUUGUUCAGGUGAACCUUCCCGCGGAAACUGGCGACAUGGGUGUGUUGGCAAGCCAUGUUCCCUCCAUUGAGCAGUUGAAGCCUGGCCUAGUCGAGGUCAUUGAGGAGCAGGGUGGUAGCAAGCAGUUCUUCCUCUCUGGUGGAUUCGCCGUUGUGCAGCCCAACUCCGUCCUGAGCAUCAAUGCCGUGGAGGGAUACCCAAUUGAGGACUUCAGCGCCGAAGCUGUCAAGAACCAGAUGGCCGAGGCACAGAAAAUUGCCAGCGGAAGCGGCAGCGAGGCUGACAUCGCCGAGGCCAAGAUUGAGCUCGAGGCAGGUCCUCGAGAGCCUGCAGGCAGCCAUGAAGUGAUUGUGUAA
Messenger RNA from Plenodomus lingam JN3, 510 nucleotides. The record is from RefSeq and is a predicted model, not a curated record. NCBI's taxonomy places the organism in Eukaryota, Fungi, Ascomycota, Dothideomycetes, Pleosporales, Leptosphaeriaceae.